AUGGGGCCAGGACUGGUGAAACACCUGUGGGCUCCUUUCCGGAGCAUUAGCCUGUGUGUCACAACAAAGCAGUGGAAUGAAGCCUCAGGGUGGGCCAAGCCCACCAGCCAAGCCCUCCAGCAUGAGGAUUGCCCAGACUCACACCUAAGGUCAGAAGGAGGAGAUGGGUCUGAACCCAGCUCUGUCUCCCCCAACCAGGGCAGUUGCUGGCAAGACCUGGAUCUUCCUGGGGAAGAGAUCCAGGCUGUGUUGGCAGAAUCUGUCCACUUUUGCAUAGGCCAUGGAAGAUGGCAGCAGCCAGCACCCCAGGUGGCCUUUGGAACCAUCUUGUGUGAAAAAGGGACUCAGGGAGGUGACAAGCGUUCGUCCCUGGCUGUGUCCCGUCUGGUGGACAGUUUCACCUCACUGGUCCGCCAGGAGUUGGAGAAGGACCUCGUGAACGUCCUGCAGAGGGGGCACUCUUCCUGGCUGGAAGGAUUGUUGUGCAGACGCCCAAAGGUGCUCAGCAUCCAGAAAGUGCUGGAGCUCCUCAGUCAAAAGUAUGAGGACCAGCAACAAUGCAUGGAGGAAGUCUUCCUACCGGGACAGAUGGCCUUCUGCUCCACUGUCCAAAUGUGGCUCUACCUAUACCCAGAAGAUUUUGUGGGGUCCAUGGACAGCCUGAGGAGUCUCAGAACCUUCUUGCUCCACACCAUGCCGGAGUCAGGGCUGACAGUCCAGGUGGAGAGCCUCCUGACAGGACUGGAGAGCACAGAUCCCACUGCCUCUCCAGGAAAAACCUUCAAUUAAACACGGCCAAACACCAGAGGCACCAGGUCACCCAUCUCUCAGGCCAGCACCCACUCCACGUGUGCUGGAAAGUUGACACUGCCCUAGAGCUCAUGUCUCCUCUGGCCCCUCUACCUUUGUGAGCUCUUGAGGACUACUGAGAUCCAGAUCCCCACCACGCCUCUCCUCUUCCUCUCCUCCAGAAUUUUUUGGAUUUCUAAAACUUAUUUAUUUACUUCCUUAUUUAUUUAUUUAUUACCUUGUUUGGUUUAAGGUUUGUUUUGUUGUUUUGGGGUUCUUUCAUUGUUGUUAUGGUUAUUUCGCUAUAAGUUUUCAUUGUUGAGAUAGGUGUGUUAAAAAGUAUGUUAAUAAAUUUUUACAUUGUGUGAUA
Messenger RNA from Marmota flaviventris (yellow-bellied marmot), 1159 nucleotides. RefSeq lists its product as uncharacterized. NCBI's taxonomy places the organism in Eukaryota, Metazoa, Chordata, Mammalia, Rodentia, Sciuridae. The record is from RefSeq and is a predicted model, not a curated record.